CUCUUGCUGACCGAGGACGUUCCUCUUUUUCCGCAGAGCUGCUCUGCCUGUCGUGGGGACAAAACGUGAACGCUUGAGCUGCCAACCUGUUCAACCUUCCAUCUCGAGUUAGUACGGAUCGAUCAUGGGCGGUGGAGUGUCAAAGCCCGCGGUGACUAGAUCUUUGAGGAGUGCAAGAGCCAGUAUCACCUCACCCCGCGGUGCAAGCAGCCACGUAGACAAGGCCAGACCGGCAAGUGAUGGUCGUCGUGAAUCCACCAAGCAGCCUACAUCGAUUGACGCCCGUAUCAUCGCCACACUACGUCAACUCAACCUCACUCGACGUGCAGACCCUAAGAAAGGUCGAGCCAUGCACUUCGAGCGCAUCGUUCUCCAGUUCGCCUUGGUCAGAGACGCCUUCACUACUCUCCGCAGCAUCUAUCGGCAAUUUGCCAACGCUGAAAAAGAUGGACUGGACUUCGAGGGCCUCAAGGCGGCGCUCAAUGCCAUGGGCGCUCAUAUCAAAGAGACUGACGUGUCGGAGAUUUUCUACGAGUCCGACAUGGUGCGGGACAACUCGCUGAGCCAGAACGAGUUCGUCGUAUCGCUUGCCAUCGCACAUUUGCUGGGUCUUAUCACCAAUUUUGACUCCAUCAAAGACUCCGUUGUGCACGCUCCCGAGGACGUGACGUUAGUUACUCCUCCGGACGAGCCAGCCGAACAAGGGAACGCGUCGAAACUCAUCGCCAAAGCUCUGGAUCUCAUGGUCACCGCGUAUCUGCUCUUCGACAACGACGCCAGCGGCACCAUCCAAACGAGUGAAGUACUGGAGCAAAUGCGGCAAAACCCGACAGGUCCAAACUCGCCAAGACGCCUGGAACGCAUGGAAAGUAGUUUUUCAUCCAAAGCCAUACGAGACGAGCGGAUAAAGGAGCUGGACUUCGACCAAGACGGCACCAUUACGUUCCAGGAAUUCGUACUCACCUUCCAACGCUGGGCUGGCUCGGACGAUGACGACGAAUAGACUCCAACUGUGUGCGUACCAGACCCAGCACAAAAGAAUAACAAUAUUUUUUUCAUGCAGACAAACCGUCCA
This is a messenger RNA of Phytophthora nicotianae INRA-310, 1075 nucleotides long. RefSeq lists its product as hypothetical. The coding region runs from base 125 to 1003 and encodes 292 amino acids. The record is from RefSeq and is a predicted model, not a curated record. The transcript has 2 exons. Gene Ontology annotation, molecular function: calcium ion binding. Lineage: Eukaryota; Oomycota; Peronosporomycetes; Peronosporales; Peronosporaceae.